GCAUUUGCUAAUUACAAAUUGCAAUUUGGUUCAACACCGUAGAGCUUCGCUGAAUCUUCGCGAGCAUUCCAAGUUCGAUCGCCGAAAGCCUUUCUCUCUUCCCCGCCACGUGACCUCUCUGAUCUCUCAGCUGUUGUAUUUCGAUUCCUUCCCUCCCUUCAUCUAUUCUUUCGGUUCUAAUUUCCCUUCCGAACAGACACGACCGCCGAUCUUUAAAGACCCAAUUCCUUUGGAUGACUCUUCCUCUUCGAGAAUUCCCGAAACAUUCUCCCGUAAUUAAAGAUUUUGGCAAGAAUUCAUGGGGAGUUACAGAAGAGCAAAGCAAGCAAUAGAUGCUUUACGCAAGAACUUUACUCCAAACAUCAUACGGAAAUCGACUGUCUGCAACUCUUGUCCGAGAGUCCGUGGAAAUGAGUCCGCAAUUUCUGCUGCAAACCGAGCUAAGUUUUCUGGGUUUUCUUCCUUUCCCUUUAUUUCUUCACAAAGGCUGGGUUUCUAUGCUGGUACUAGUAGAAAUCUUUAUGACCCGUUCCAAAAUGGAGCCAAGAGAUUCUAUUAUGUUGAUCGGUACCGCGUUCAGCACUUCAAGCCGCGGGGACCGAGACGGUGGUUCCAGAAUCCCAGAACUGUAAUCACCGUUGUAUUGAUUGGCUCCGGGAUCUUGAUCACCAUUUACUAUGGGAAUUUAGAGAGUGUUCCUUACACGAAACGCACUCAUUUCGUGCUUUUGUCGAAAGAGAUGGAGAGAAAGAUUGGGGAGGCGCAGUUUGACCAAAUAAAAUCGGCUUAUAAGGGUAAGAUCCUGCCUGCAAUGCACCCAGAAAGCGUGAGGAUUAGAUUGAUAGCUAAGGAUAUAAUUGAGGCGUUAAAGAGAGGGCUAAGGCAUGAGCAAGGGUGGAGGGAUUUGGGUUAUGCAUCUUCGGAGAGUUCUAUGGCACAUGAUGAGGGUUCAUUUGACACAUUGUUGGCGUUGAAUAGGAGUGGUGAAGGGAAAAUUGAAACAAAAUGGCGCCCGGAAGAUGAGAUUCUUAAUGAUGAGUGGGUUCAGCAGAGUAGGAAGAAGGGUCAGGAGACUGGGUCCAAAUCUGCAACCUCUCAUUUGGAGGGGUUGAAUUGGGAAAUUUUAGUGGUUAAUGAACCUAUUGUUAAUGCUUUUUGCUUGCCGGGUGGAAAGAUUGUUGUGUUUACAGGGUUGCUAAAUCAUUUUAGAAGUGAUGCUGAGAUAGCUACAGUAAUUUCUCAUGAGGUUGGUCAUGCUGUGGCUCGACAUGCAGCUGAAAUGAUUACCAAGAAUUUGUGGUUUGCUAUUCUGCAGCUGGUUCUUUAUCAAUUCUUUAUGCCUGAUCUUGUCAACACAAUGUCAACUCUCCUCUUGAGGCUUCCUUUCUCACGAAGGAUGGAAAUGGAAGCAGAUUACGUAGGGCUGCUGUUAAUGGCUUCUGCAGGCUACGACCCUCGAGUGGCACCCAAAGUGUAUGAAACAUUGGGAAAGAUUGGAGGUGAUUCAGCACUGAAAGAUUAUCUAUCCACUCAUCCAUCAGGAAAGAAAAGAGCUAUGUUGUUAGCCGAGGCUAAAAUCAUGGAAGAAGCACUCUUGAUUUACAGAGAGUCGAUAUCUGGGCGUGGCAUUGAAGGUUUUCUUUAGAGCUGUACAGCUCCAUAAUCAAUCUACUCCAAUUUUAGGGCAUUCACUUACUAACCCACCAUCUUUCUGCCUCUUUUUUGAGAGAAUUGUUGUUCAUCACUGCAAAAGUUGUACGUUUGUAUGCAAUUACAUAUUCUUUAUAGAAGUUUUUUCUUUUCA
Carica papaya (papaya) is the source of this 1804-nucleotide messenger RNA. Its product is annotated as Peptidase family M48 family protein. Gene Ontology annotation, molecular function: metalloendopeptidase activity. NCBI's taxonomy places the organism in Eukaryota, Viridiplantae, Streptophyta, Magnoliopsida, Brassicales, Caricaceae. Gene Ontology annotation, cellular component: membrane. The record is from RefSeq and is a predicted model, not a curated record.